AUGCAUAUAGAUCCGGCGUCUCCUUCAAAUGUCUCACCGCAAAUUAUCGUCGAUGAUCACACCUCGCUCGAUUCUGCUACUCGUGCUUCCUCUGUAGACGGAUCUGCUUCCCCUGAAGAUGGAUCUGCUUCCCCAGCAAGCCCGAUCUCUGAGUCUAAGUCUUCCGCCUCUGUGAAGGUUGUUAACUCAACUGUGCCAGAGCCGAACAAAUCUACUAAUGAUGUAUCUAUGAAGGUUGUGGAACCAGCUGUGCCAGAUACGAGCAGUCCAACAAAUGUCGCUACUGUGAAGGUUGCUCUACCAGCUGUGCCAGAACCGACAAUAAACAAUGCUGAAACCGAGUCGCCGAUACAAGCACACCCGGUCGAGGAAACCGUAAAUCAAAGCCCCACCAAACAGACAAACACUUGGUGCGAUAAGGCUAAAGGAAUGGGAAAGAAACUGCAGAAGAAGGGUACUCCCUACAUGAUACCGUCUGGUGAAGCUUGCAUCAACAUUCCCAACUCAGUCAUUGAAAAGAACAAGAAGUCUUGGGACUGUUUUGUUUUAGGGCAAUUCUAUCAUGAUCCCCCUUCUCAGGGCACCAUCUACAAGAUUGUGAAUGGAAUAUGGAGCAACAACUACAAAGAUAUUACAAUAGAGGGUCAGACAAUGUUAGUCGAUAAAUGGGAGUCUGGAGUAAUCCCGACGAAACUUGAACUAUCCUCUGCUCCUAUAUGGCUGGAGCUGCGAAACGUUCCAUUCCAAUUCUUUAACGAGGAUGGUCUGGAACGCAUAGCAGGUCUAGUUGGAGAACAUAAAUUUCUUCACCCAAAUUCGGCAAACAAGACUGUUCUGGAUGUGGCCAAGGUCUUCACCAUAAUAGACCCGAGGAAACCACUACCCGAAGCUAUCAAUGUGAGAUUCGACUCAGGUGAUAUUGCGAGAAUUCUAGUCUCAAGCCCCUGGAUGCCUCCAGUCUGCCAGCUUUGUCAUGAGAUUGGUCACACAUCGAAGAGAUGCAAGCGUGCGCCGAUAUCAUGCUCCAUCUGCAACUCCACUUCUCACUCAUCUGAGAAAUGUACUCGGCUAAAGAAAUCGGAGGAAAACCGUAAACCUUCAAGAAGGCACAAGUCCAAUCCUCCAACACAACAAUGGCAGGUGCGACAAGAAUCUAUGCCAAAAAGCGGUUCAGUCGUCACACCCUCACCUUCAAAAGAGAUGCUAAUAGGGGAUAGCAGUGGACUUACUCCCGCUGAGAAAAGACUGAAUGAAAACGAAGAUAUCAAGUUGAGUGAGAGAACAGACGAUGAUAAAUCAUCUGCUUUAGAGCAUGACUCUUCUGACAUCUACUCAGCGGACUCGGAAGGCUACCACGAUGACCACGAAAACUUCAUCAGGCCUAAGAUUCAGAAGCUCAUCAAUGGCAUCUUACGUGGCUGGAAUUCUGCUGAGAAUUAUAGCUGCUCAGACAUCGGAAAAAUCUGGGUGGUGUGGCACUCCUCUGUUGUUGUCACAGUGCCACAGAAAUCACUUCAAUCUAUUACUUCAGAGGUUCGGCUUCCGAACCAAUCAUCUGUCUGCAUCAUUACCAUUGUCCAUGCUUCAAAUGAUGAUGAGCAAAGGAUGGAGCUAUGGCAAGAGCUAGUCAAUCUAAGCGUGGAUUCUAAAAUCAUAAACAAACCGUGGAUUAUUCUGGGAGAUUUCAACCAGAUCCUUCAUCCGGAGGAGCACUCUAGACCACCAACGCUCAACAUUGAUACCAAAACGAGACUGUUCAGGGAAACUCUACUUGAAGCGGACCUAGCUGAUCUGACCUACAAGGGUCCAAAGUUCACUUGGACAAACAAGAGUAAGACCCAUCUGGUUGCAAAGAAGCUAGACAGAGUUUUCGUUAAUGACGACUGGAUCUCCCUAAAUCCAUAUUCCAUUCCUAUCUUUGGAGAACCAGAUUUCUCUGACCACGCUGUCUGCGGUGUGCUAUUGAAACAUGUGUCGGUUAGAGAUAAAAGGCCUUUUCGCUUCUACAAUUUUCUGCUACAUAACGAGCAGUUUAUGGAUCAUCUUACCGACCUGUGGCACUCUGCGAACGUCUCAGGAUCAACGAUGUUCACCAUUGCAAAGAAACUGAAGUUACUAAAAUCGGGCAUCAGGACGUUCAGCAGAGAAAACUAUUCUAACCUUAAAAUGCGUGUGGAAGAUGCUCACAACACCUUACUCGCUGCUCAACAGGACCUUCUAACUGCACCAUCUGAAGCUAAGGCGAUGAUGGAAAGGUUGGCAAUGGAGAAAUGGCUAACACUAUCUAAAGUGGAAGAGCGUUUUCUCCUUCAGAGAGCACAUAUAAACUCAAUCCAAGGAGGUGACUGCAACUCAGCAUAUUUCCACAGGCUGAUAGCAACAAGAAGAUCAUCAAACCACAUUCACUAUCUGUUAGAUGAUCACGACAACAGAGUGGAAGGUCAAAUGACGGUGCAAAGUCUUGCAUUGACUACUUCUCUAACCUGA
This is a messenger RNA of Brassica napus (rape), 2487 nucleotides long. RefSeq lists its product as uncharacterized. The record is from RefSeq and is a predicted model, not a curated record. The coding region runs from base 1 to 2487 and encodes 828 amino acids. Gene Ontology annotation, molecular function: catalytic activity; nucleic acid binding; zinc ion binding. Lineage: Eukaryota; Viridiplantae; Streptophyta; Magnoliopsida; Brassicales; Brassicaceae. The transcript has 4 exons.